Gastrolobium bilobum is the source of this 2032-nucleotide messenger RNA. Its product is annotated as pentatricopeptide repeat-containing protein At4g16835, mitochondrial. The transcript has a single exon. Gene Ontology annotation, biological process: RNA modification. Bases 1 to 1908 code for a protein of 635 amino acids. Gene Ontology annotation, molecular function: zinc ion binding; RNA binding; protein binding. Lineage: Eukaryota; Viridiplantae; Streptophyta; Magnoliopsida; Fabales; Fabaceae. The record is from RefSeq and is a predicted model, not a curated record.
AUGAAGCUCUUGCAUAUGUAUUAUUUACGAUUACUAAGGAGUAAGAAACAAAACCCUUUGUCAACCUCGUCCUUUGUUGCACCAACCAAACACCAAACCGUCAAUUUCGAUCUUAACAAUGUCAUUGCCUCGAACAAACUCAUCACCAACUAUGUUCGAUCUGGUGACACAGAUUCUGCUGUCCGUGUGUUCGAGAGUAUGAAAGUGAAGUCCACUGUUACCUGGAACUCUCUCCUUGCUGCCUUUGCCAAGAAACGUGGUAACUUCGAACAUGCUCGCAAACUGUUUGAGAAAAUUCCUGAACCAAAUAGUGUUUCUUAUAAUAUCAUGUUGGCAUGUCAUUUGAACAAUUUUGGCAUCCACAAUGCCCGUGGUUUCUUUGACAGCAUGCCUGAGAAGGAUACGGCGUCGUGGAACACCAUGAUUUCGGGUUAUACUCAGGUUGGACUAAUGGGCGAGGCACUCAAGUUGUUCUCUGCAAUGCCAGAGAAGAAUAGUGUCUCGUGGAGUGCAAUGGUGUCGGGAUAUGUGGCUUGUGGGGAUUUAGAUUCUGCUGUGGAGUGUUUUUAUGCUGCGCGGGUGAGGAGUGUGAUUACUUGGACUGCCAUGAUCACUGGGUACAUGAAGUUUGGGAGGGUUGAAUCAGCAGAAAGAUUGUUCCAGGAAAUGUAUUUCAAGACCUUGGUGACAUGGAAUGCUAUGAUUGCUGGAUAUGUUGAGAAUGGCAGGGCAGAGGAUGGGUUGAAGCUUUUCAAGACAUUGUUAGAAACUGGGGCUAAGCCUAAUUCUUUGAGCUUGACUAGUGUCUUGUUGGGUUGUAGUAAUUUGUCAGCAUUGCAGCUGGGUAAACAAGUUCAUCAAUUAGUUUGUAAAUCUCCGUUGAGUAGUGAUACGACGGCAGUAACAUCGUUGAUUAGCAUGUAUUCCAAGUGCGGGGAUCUAAAGGAUGCAUGGAAAUUAUUUGUUCAGAUUCCGCAUAAAGAUAUUGUAACCUGGAAUGCAAUGAUUUCUAGUUAUGCUCAGCAUGGAGCUGGUGAAAAAGCUCUUCAUUUGUUUGAUGAGAUGAAAGAAGAAGGCAUGAAGCCAGAUUGGAUUACUUUUGUUGCAGUAUUAUUAGCUUGUAACCAUGCAGGAUUGGUGGAUCUUGGGGUCCAAUACUUUAACGCAAUAGUAAGGGAUUAUGGAGUUGAAACUAAGCCAGCACACUACGCAUGCAUGGUCGACCUUCUUGGUCGAGCUGGUAGGUUAUCUGAGGCUGUAGACUUGAUAAAAAGUAUGCCUUUUAAGCCCCAUCCUGCCAUCUUUGGAACACUCUUAGGUGCUUGUAGGAUCCAUAAAAACUUACUCCUGGCUGAGUUUGCUGCCAAGAAUCUGCUUGAGCUUGAUCCAACUAGUGCAACUGGGUAUGUUCAAUUGGCUAAUGUCUAUGCAGCACAAAACAGAUGGGACCAUGUUGCUAGGAUCCGAAAAUCAAUGAAAGAAAAUAACGUAGUGAAGACACCUGGAUUUAGCUGGAUUGAAAUAAACUGUGUGGUACAUGAGUUUAGAUCAAGUGACAGAUUGCACCCUGAAUUGGCUUCUAUACACGAAAAACUAAAUGAAUUGGAGAAGAAAAUGAAGUUAGCCGGCUAUGUGCCAGAUCUUGAAUUUGCAUUGCAUGAUGUCGGAGAGGAGCUUAAAGAACAGCUUCUUUUAUGGCAUAGUGAGAAAUUGGCAAUUGCAUUUGGACUUCUAAAGGUACCUUCAGGGGUUCCAAUCCGGGUGUUCAAAAACUUGAGAGUUUGUGGAGAUUGUCACUCUGCAAUCAAGUACAUCUCAGCUAUAGAAGGAAGAGAAAUUAUUGUUAGGGAUACCUCUAGGUUUCAUCAUUUCAAGGAUGGGUUCUGCUCCUGCAGCGAUUACUGGUAAGCUUGCUAGUGUGCAGCCUGUUAUUGAAUUUAAGGGUAUGCUUUUAUUGCAAGAGCAAUGCUGUCAUGCUAUUCACCUUGAAGUUGAUUUGGUUCAGCUAUACACAGACAGGAAUACUAUGCUA